Messenger RNA from Saxophila tyrrhenica, 930 nucleotides. RefSeq lists its product as uncharacterized. Bases 1 to 930 code for a protein of 309 amino acids. NCBI's taxonomy places the organism in Eukaryota, Fungi, Ascomycota, Dothideomycetes, Mycosphaerellales, Extremaceae. The transcript has 2 exons. The record is from RefSeq and is a predicted model, not a curated record.
AUGGCGUCUGCGGCGACUACACCCACGCCUACUGCCGGCAUGAAGCGGGGUCGGGAUCAGAACGACGAUGGGAGGGAGGUAGAUGGGCCGGGGGCAGCGGUGCGGUUGGAGAAGAAAGCACGCCCGUCUUCUGGGGACAGCGGGACAUGGCCGCAAGACUCCGUCCUCAACACACCGACAGCACCGCUAUCCCACUACACCUAUCAGAAGCCCAAGUACGACUCUGACGACCAGUCAUCUAUGAUGUCGGAACCUGGAAGCCCGCAGGACCUACCCAUGUCCGACACGGACUCUGAAAUGCUGGACGACACGGCCUUCUUCUCGCAGGCAUCCUCCAGCUUACCACCUCCCAGUCUGUCUAACACCAGCAGCAGUCCGUGGCGAUCCAGGAUGUCCCAGCAGCGUGUACCUACUCCCAUUAUCCCACCUUCACGUUCGAACGUCCGCUCUUCACAGGGGAUCGGGAGUCCUCGCCAGCAUGUCCGUCAAAGGCAUCCACAGGAAUACAGCAACAGCAUUGCUCCUUCCUCCGACCACCUGGAAGUCCCAUCUCCCAUCGACGAAGACGAAGUCGACACUCCUCCGUCAGCUGCCGAAGCGGCAGGGAGUCAGCUUAGUAUGCUGACUUUCAACGACAUGGAGGUGGAGACCGUGAACAACGUGCGCUUACCGUCCAUCUCAAUCGACCGCUCUGCUACGCUACCACUUCCGGACGAGGACGGAGGGGAGAUGGAGAUGGGUGAAGACGGACGAGAGUCGAGGCUGGUGGUCAGGAAGCAGAGGCAGCGCAGUGGAGCGUUGAGUAGUGGGCAGGGCUCGCCGGUGAGAUCGGAUCCGGCGGCGAAGCGGGGGCUGAGUAUGGGGUACAGGCAUGAUUGUGAGAAGUGUCGGACGAAGGUUGUUGGGCACUUCAACCAUUUUGUGAGUUGA